Messenger RNA from Colletotrichum destructivum, 2484 nucleotides. Its product is annotated as Putative zn(2)Cys(6) fungal-type DNA-binding domain, fungal transcription factor. Bases 126 to 2099 code for a protein of 657 amino acids. Gene Ontology annotation, molecular function: zinc ion binding; DNA-binding transcription factor activity, RNA polymerase II-specific; transcription cis-regulatory region binding. Gene Ontology annotation, biological process: positive regulation of transcription by RNA polymerase II. Gene Ontology annotation, cellular component: nucleus. The record is from RefSeq and is a predicted model, not a curated record. NCBI's taxonomy places the organism in Eukaryota, Fungi, Ascomycota, Sordariomycetes, Glomerellales, Glomerellaceae. The transcript has 6 exons.
CCCACAGAAACUACCCAACCUGAUGAUCUCCCGAUAGAAGCCAUCGCUGUCCUCCCGCGCGGUCCCCCAUCACCUACCGGAUCUGGCUUUUUUACGACUCUCUCAAUGGCACAAGGGAACCCACUAUGGGGACCGAAGACGAGAAAACCGAGCGCUACUUCACCCGAGGUCGACUCUCGCGUGGCCGAGGACUCAGAAACACUACGGGCUGCGCGACAUGCCGCCGCCGUCAUGUCAAGUGUGACGAGAAGAAACCCGUGUGCGGCGGCUGUGAAAGGACCAAACGGACUUGUGCGUACGUCCAGAGGCGCCCGCUCAACAGGGAGCGGUCUGGCCCAGUAUCAGUGAGCUCUCGCAACGAAGAUGUCUCGAGACAAUCUGUUGAGAGGGGGUCGGGGCUGUCUCAAUCUCGCUCACCUAGCCCAUCGCCUUUAGGGUGUCCACCGGUCAUCAACGAUGUUACUGGGCAGAUAUCCUCCCCACCGACUACAGGUGGGGAGCCAGAACAGCCUCUUCCGGCCACGGCCACUCCUGCCAGCGGUAAUCCCCCAAGGGAAGUCCCCGGGGACGAUAACAUCCACGCCUCAUACAAUGAUGCCGUCGCUAGUGCACCAACCCUGCAACCACAAGUCGCGGUGCAAAGCGCAGAAGAUCCUCCGUGUACCGGUGCUACGCCCCAUGAUCCGGCGCUGACUUCCAGCUCUCUCGGGGCCAAUCUCGAGAACGCCACGGCAAUAUGGGUUGACCUCCUCCUACAGGACGCCUCGAUGCAACAACUCGACUUUUCGAGUCUCAACUUCCAGGCUGACGCAGUCGAUCUUUUCGGAAGCUCAGUGGUGGCGCACUCGCCCGCCGUGGGACGGUCUUCGCAGAACAACACCGGAGACGGCCUGUCGCCAACGCUGUGCACGUCGCAUCCAUACCUGCACGAGAGAGCCCCGAACCUGGACGAGUAUCAACGCCUGGAGAAGCAGGCUUGGAAAUCGGCGAGUUCACUCCCUAUUCUACCGCAGGAACACAAAGUCUUCCAGAACUUUGUGCUACACGUUAGUCAAUGGAUGGACCUGUUCGAACCCAGCAGGCCAUUUGGCACGCUUGUGCCCCAACUUGCAAUGCGCAACAUCGGGCUUAUGAACGCCAUUCUCGCCCUUUCCGCUCGCCAUCUUUCUCUCGGCACGACCCCCGAUGGGAAGGACGCCCAGGGCCCAAACGACGCGCUGCGAUACUACUACAAGACCCUCCACUACAUCCAGGAGGCCAUGCAGUACGACACGUACAAAACGAGCCUCGAGCUGCUGGCCACGAGCUCCAUCGUGUCGGCGUACGAGAUGCUCGACGGCUCCAGGCAGGACUGGGAAAGGCACCUCAAGGGGGUCUUCUGCAUCCAGCGCUCGCAGGGCAUCCACGGCGACUCGUUCGGGCUGAAGCAGGCCGUCUGGUGGGCCUGGCUCUGCCAGGACGUCUGGGCCGCCUUCCGCGAGCGGCGGCGCCCCUUUACCUUCUGGCGGCCCCUGCGGACGCUGGACGAGCUGGACCCAUACGAGCUCGCCGCACGCUCCGUCUACUUCUUCGCUCAGAUCGUGGCCUUUUGCUCCCGCGAGGAGACAGAGCGGGGGAGGGAAGACCCGCUGGCGAGGGUCGCGGCGGCGGAGGCGCUCAGGGACACGCUGGAGGACUGGAGGCGGCAUCUGACGGCCGAGUUCCAGCCGCUGCCGUUCGCGGGCUUGCCGGAGGACGUGUUCGAGCCCAUCUGGAUCAACCCUCCCGCCUUUGCUGUGGCAUUCCAGGUCUACUAUUGCUCGCACAUUUUGCUUCUCCUGCACGUCCCCGCGCUUGGGGGCUUGGAUGAGUACACCAAGCAGCGGAAGCGGUUGAUGGAAUGCGUCAGGAGAGUCUGCGGUAUCGGUAUGACGUCCACAGACUACCCCUCGAGUUUCAUGUCUUCUCAAUGUCUCUUUAUUGCCGGAUUGCCCCUAGAAGACAGCAGGGAACGCAACUUCGUCCUCGAAUUGCUGGAAGCCCAUCGUCUCCGCUCGGGAUGGCCUAUCAAGCCGCUAGGUGAGGAGCUCAAAGCCAGAUGGGAGGCAUCAGACGUCUAAGAGCGAUUCUUCUUCCUUCUUCUUCUUCUUCUCCUCCUCCUCCUCCUCCCCAUCCCAUCAAGCUUGGCCGGCUGAGCCGCAUAUCUCCAUCCACUCCUUGGUCUGCCGGGUGACCUUGCUCGUGCCCUCCUCGAUCAGCGUGGUGUGUGGGAGCUGCGCAACCUGAGACUUGAGGUGCGUGUAAUAGUCAUCGAGCACCAGCUUGUUGACGUUGAUCUUGGUGGCGCCCGCGGCAACGCACUGUCUCAUCAGCUCGGGCGAGAACCCGUUGGUGCCAUGCAGAGCCACCCUCGCCCUACCGGCGAUCUGGGUGCGUAUCCUCCCGAACCUGCACACUCAUCAGCAUCCUUGAUCACCGGGGAUUGACGGUUGUCUGCCAUGGCUC